Messenger RNA from Gongylonema pulchrum, 863 nucleotides. Lineage: Eukaryota; Metazoa; Nematoda; Chromadorea; Rhabditida; Gongylonematidae. The record is from the annotation of a GenBank genome assembly.
UUGGCCGUUCGGGCCCUAGUAGCAGCCGGUGCUGUUGAACGGGGACUGCCCUCGAGCCGCUCCCUACACAGCACACAUUGCAAGCAUUGCGCCAGUGAUCCGGCAUCCCCACCAACAGCUUCCCUACACGUCAACGAUGUUCAUGCAUCGUGUUGUGGCUUCCCGAAAAACCUCAACAAAGGCCCCUCCACAGUGCUGGACCAAGGGGUUUUCGGUGAUGAUGCCUGCUUUAUUGCACAGUAUGGCAGCACACAUGUUGUUGGAGUGGCGGAUGGCGUUGGAGGCUGGCGUAAUUACGGCAUAGAUCCAUCAGAAUUUUCGAGUCGUUUAAUGAAACUUUGCGAGAAGAUCGUCAAAAAAGGUGAAUUUGAGCCAGCUCGGCCAGACAAACUGCUGGCACGAGCGUACGAAACGCUUGUGGAAUCACCACGUGCCACUGGUUCAUCGACGGCGUGUGUUCUGGUGGUGCACCAUGGUACACUCUAUUCGGCGAAUCUCGGUGAUUCCGGGUAUUUGGUGAUCAGGAAUGGCAAAGUGGUGUAUCCAUAUGAUGGCUUCAUUCGUGAUUCACCGGAAAAAGCGGAUCUGGCAUCACUGAAUUUAAUGACUGGUGACAUCAUCGUUCUCGCAACCGAUGGCCUGUGGGACAAUGUGUCGGAGGAGCAAAUUAUUCAACAGUUAUCGGGUAUCAAACCAGGUGAUCUACAGCGAGCGUGUAACUGCUUAGCAUUGACUGCAAGGAGGCUGGCUUUCGAUACGCAGCAUCUGUCACCGUUCGCAAUGAAGGCGCUGAAGCACGGGAUUGAUGCACCGGGCGGCAAACCGGACGAUAUUACACUUAUUUUGUUGUUGAUUGCGUGAGC